Molecule: messenger RNA, 2541 nt
Organism: Metarhizium robertsii ARSEF 23
Lineage: Eukaryota; Fungi; Ascomycota; Sordariomycetes; Hypocreales; Clavicipitaceae
Product: pre-rRNA processing protein
Exons: 3
Coding region: 1-2541 (846 amino acids)
Cellular component (GO): fungal-type vacuole membrane
Source: RefSeq, a predicted model, not a curated record
AUGGCCGCUUACGCCGACGAAAGAUCCCCGCUGCUCGCGACGACGAAUGACCAGGAAAAUGAGACUGAAGCAGAUGCACGAAAUGAGUCGUCGCCUCUCUUAGGAAAUCGAAGAGACUCUGCUACAGAUGGCGACCACGAACACCACGACAUCUCACCAGAUUCUCCACAUAAAGGCGAGGCGCCGCAUCGGAAACGAAGAUGGCCGUCUCUUAUUGCCAUGGUCAUCUUGGCCUCGUUAGUUAUAGUGGUUAUGGUCCUCGGCUUUGUAGUGCCGCCGGCCGUCCAGCAGUACGUUGAGAGUGCAGUCGUGUUGGAGCCAACAGACCUGUCAAUUGAAUCGUUGACGGCGAAUGGGGUUCGUGCUCGUGUAAAGGCCACGUUCCAACUUGACGGGUCAAGGGUCAAAGAUGAGAAUGCGCGUCGUGUUGGGAGACUUGCCACAGGAAUUAUGAGACAGCUUGGUACUGCCUCGACCAAACUGCGCGUGCAUUUGCCUCACUACGGCAAUGCCCUUGUCGGUACUGCCGACCUGCCGCCCAUCACACUCAACCUUGUAGAUGGCCAAGUCACAAACUUGGAUUUUGUCACCGAAAUUGCCCCCGGCGACACGGACACGAUGCGAAAGGUGGUCAACGAGUGGCUCAAAGGAAACCUCGAGACACUGCAGGUUACGGGAGCCACUGCACUCAGCUUGAAAUCGGGCAUCUUCCCACUGGGAACCCAUGAUGUUUCAGAAUCUAUGGUAUUUGAAGCCAAUGAGCUUCCGUCCAUGCCCGAGUAUACCAUGCAGAGUCUCGUUUUCCAUGACGUUCCCACUGGUGACAAUGGCCAGAUGGGAGUUGGCGCAAACGUAUCCAUGACAGCCUACAACGAAUUUCCGAUCGAUUUAACCAUCCCAUCCCUUGGAUUCGAAGUCCUUGUCCCAAACUGCAACUUGUCUCAGCCCAACAUCAAGAUUGCAACCGCCGCGACCAGUGCCAUUGAUGUGCACGCCAAGUCGAAUGUUACUGUGGAAGCAGAGGGCAUUAUCCGGGAGCUCCCAGAGUCUCUCACCAAGGCAUGCACCCCAAGUGAGUUUUCACCGCUGGACAACUUCAUGAAGCUUUAUCUGCAUGGAGAGGAUGCAGAGGUGUUUGUCCGCGGAAAAGCACCCGAGGGUGGUGACCUCCCGGGAUGGAUUGGCGAGUUCAUUGAAAGCUUCACUGUUCCCGUGCAAUUCCCGGGACGCUCAUUGGAUAACUUCCUACGCAACUUUUCACUUGACGACGUCGACUUUAAAUUGCCCAGUCCAUUUGCCGACCCAAGCGACGCGGACAGCAAACCACGGGUAUCUGGCACGGUGCUGAUCCUUGCUGCCAUACCUACUGACCUGGACAUUAACAUUGAAGUGACCAGCCUUCGUGCCAACGGCGACCUCCUGUACAAGGGCACAAAGUUUGGAGAGCUGCACGUUGAUGAAUGGCAGAAAGCCACUUCCAACAUGAUUCACAGCCCUGGCGACGGAGAGGAUUUACUCAAGGUCGUCUCGAGAAUCGUCGACACUCCCAUCGACAUUACCGACAGCGACACAUUCUCAAACAUUAUACAAGAACUUCUAUUUGGCGACGAAGAUAUCAUCCUCGACGUUAAUUCCACCGUGGAUGUCAAGGUGUCGACAGUCCUUGGCAACCUUGUCAUAAGAAGGGUGCCCGCAGCGGGCAAAGUUCCCGUAAAACACGUGCCUGGGGACACGCUCGCGGCCUUGAACCCGCAGGUCGGGGAGGUGCAUAUCCUCAAUACUUCUAGUACAGGCGUGCAUAUACAAGCAUCAGUCACUGUUACGAACCCUACACCAUACACAGCAUCAAUACCAUAUGUCAACAUUCAUAUUCUUGAAGACAAUUUGUUAAUCGGCGAAGCUAUUACGAAGAACUUGCAUUUUAAACCUGGUGUGAAUACAAACAUUAUAGUGGAGGCAACAUGGGAUCCUCCCUCGUUUGGCGGAAAGAAAGCCCACAAAGCAGCUCGUCGUCUGCUAUCGGAGUACCUGUCGGGAGAGAAUACAACGAUUACGCUGCGGACACACAACGGCACAAUUCCGACGGUGCCAAUCAUUGGCGAAGCACUGUCCACGAUCAACUUGACGUUAUCAACACCCCGGCUAGAACUGCCGGGUGAUGAGGACACGGAAGGCCAAGGCUUUAUUCGGGACGCCACGUUUCACAUUCUUUCAUCCACUGCAACAUUUAUGCUUGCCUCACCACUGCGCUACGACACAGUUUCUAUAGAGUACAUCAACGCUACAGCUUUUUACAAUCACACUGAGCCGAUUGGCCAAAUUAUACGCGACGAACCAUUCGACGUUUCGCCGGGUGUCUCGCAAACUCCACGACUGCCAGUUGAAUGGUCGGCGGACCAUAUGGGCCUUGAUAAGCUUAAGAAAGCCCUAGGUGGGAAGUUGAAGUUGGAUGCGGUGGCGGACGUUACGGUCAGGGUGGGAUAUUGGUUCGAGACGGUUCAUUAUGUAGGCAAGGCAAUUGGUGCGAGGGUUUCUUUGUGA